This is a messenger RNA of Eucalyptus grandis, 453 nucleotides long. Its product is annotated as putative cysteine-rich repeat secretory protein 5. NCBI's taxonomy places the organism in Eukaryota, Viridiplantae, Streptophyta, Magnoliopsida, Myrtales, Myrtaceae. The record is from RefSeq and is a predicted model, not a curated record. Bases 1 to 453 code for a protein of 150 amino acids. The transcript is spliced from 2 exons.
AUGGCCGAGUCCGCCAGCAACAACAUCAGCAGCAGCGGCGGGUUCAGCAACGCCACUGCUGGCAGAUACCCGCCAGACCAGACCUACGGGAUCUUCCUCUGCCGUGGCGACAUCGAUGCCUCGACAUGCAGCAACUGCGUAGCCACCCCAGCCAAGAUAUUGGCCGGCGAUGCCCCGGUGAACGGUUUGAACGUCACAGAGGACCCAUCAGGGUUCUUUCAACUCCUGAAUGAAACCAUGGACGAUGUACUGCGGAGGGCCCCGAGCAGUGGAUCGGGGAAGAAAGUGGCCGCCGCAGAGGCUGAGUUCGUGGGCUCGCAACGGCUGUACACGCUCGCGGAGUGCACGCCCGAUUUGACCGCAUCGGACUGCGGCACAUGCCUUCGGUCGGCGAUAGCUCGUCUCCGUCCGGAAACGCCAGGAGGAAGGUAUUUACUCCGAGCUGCAACGUGA